Molecule: messenger RNA, 468 nt
Organism: Funneliformis mosseae
Lineage: Eukaryota; Fungi; Glomeromycota; Glomeromycetes; Glomerales; Glomeraceae
Source: the annotation of a GenBank genome assembly
AUGGGAAUUAAAUACGUGUUAUUAGUAAGUCGUCAAGGAAAAGUACGUCUUGCAAAGUGGUUUAACACUCUUUCACCAAAAGAAAAACAAAAAAUCAUUAAAGAAGUUACACAAAUGGUACUUUCCAGACGUACCAAGAUGUGUAACUUUUUAGAAUAUAAGGAUGAAAAAGUCGUGUAUCGAAGAUAUGCAAGUUUAUUUUUCGUCACGGGCAUUUCUGCCACUGAUAAUGAGCUCAUAACACUUGAGAUUAUUCAUCGUUAUGUUGAAAUUCUAGAUCGGUAUUUUGGAAAUGUAUGUGAAUUAGAUUUGAUUUUUAAUUUUCAAAAGGCAUAUUUUGUUUUGGAUGAAUUGAUAAUUGCUGGAGAAAUGCAAGAAUCCAGCAAAAAAUCUGUAUUAAGGGUUGUCAGCCAACAAGAUACGCUUGAAGAAGGAGAAAAUAGCGAAAAAGGAUGGCCGGAAAAAUAG